Messenger RNA from Rhipicephalus microplus (southern cattle tick), 3189 nucleotides. RefSeq lists its product as uncharacterized. The record is from RefSeq and is a predicted model, not a curated record. Lineage: Eukaryota; Metazoa; Arthropoda; Arachnida; Ixodida; Ixodidae.
ACCGUGAACGCAGGUGGUCAUAAAGGAAGGCAACAAUGACGUUGCCUUCUAAUUGCCGUGGCUGCACUUGUCCUUGACGUAGGUCAUGGUCAGCUAGCUGUUUCCUCGCCGAAUGGUGACGCAAGAGCAAGAACAGCCGGUUUAUCAGGGUCCUUUAGCCCCGGUGGUGUGCUGAAUGGCUUAGGGGGUGAUAUCCCGGCUGGUGCCAUCGGUGGUAGAAUUGGCAGCACCAUAGGGGCUGGAGUAGGCCGUGGCUUGGGUGGUGGCAUGGGCACUGGCAUCGGUGGUGUCUUGGGUGGUGCCGCGGGAAGUGCCGUCGGCAAUGCAAUAGCCAACGGUGUGGGAGGCACGACAUCUACUUGGUCGAGUGGCAAUGGAUUUGGAGUAGGGGCCACUGGCGGAGUACCAUCGGUUGGAACAAGGGGUGUGGGUGGUGGUGCCUUGAGCUCUGGUGCCUUCAACAGAGGAGUAGCUGGUGUGAUGCGCGGUGGCUUCGGUAGUGGCGUGGGCACUGCCUUGGGAAGUGGCGCGGGCGCCAGCUUGAGUAGGGGCUUGGCCACUGGCGCGAGCGUCGGUUUAGGCAGUAACUUUGGCGGUACCCUUGGCAGUAGAGUUGGAGGUGCCUUGGGUGGUCUCGCAGGCGGCACCGUCGCCGGUGCCUUGGGUAACAGAGCUGGAGUCACUGGUUCGAUGGGUCCAGGAUCCAUUGGUGGACCACGCGGUGGAUUUCUGGUUGGUGCAGGUCCUGUUGGCGGUAGCUUGGAAAGCCUUGGAAAAAUGACAGGUGAAUCUAGUGGCUGGGAAUAUGGUGGCGUUUCGUACACUGGCAAGCUGACGUCAGGUGGUUCAGGACCUUCUAGUGUUGUCAUUGGACCAAGCGAUAGAUUGCGACCCGGAGGGUUAGGAAUCGGUGUUGUUGGCCCUGGAGUAAGAGGUGGUAUACCUGCAGGUGGAAUGUUUCCACCUGGAAUUGGACCUGCCACCGGUGGCUUCGGAGGAAGAGUUAGGAUACCUCCGGGAGCAGUUGGUGUUGGUGAUGGCCUUCGAGGAAGAAUUGGAAUACCUCCGGGAGGAGUAGGUGCUGGCGUUGGAGUUCCGAGUGACGCAGCCACUGCUGGCACGGUAUUGGCUGGCAUUGGAGGAGCACUGAGUGGUGUCCCUGGAGUCUUAGGUAACUUUCGAGUUCGCAGCAAACCAGUUUCAGUGGGCACAGGCAUUGCUGGUGCGGUCUUGGGAGUCAUUGGAGGAGCACUAGCGAAUGCACCGGGAGCUGCGGGACCUGGUGUUGGCUUUAGAGGAAGUGGACAUGCCCGUUUGUCAGGUAGCUUGGCUGGUAUUCCUCUUCCUGGUAUGAGUGGUGGACGCCCCGGAUACGCAAGUGGCUUUGUGUCCGGCGGCACAGGCCCUCUUUCGGGAAUGAGCGGCGUAGGACCAACGGUGACAGGUUCUAUUAGUGGCCCAGGAGCAGCUGGCAUGCCAGGUGGCUUCAGGCUUGGUCCUGGCCUUGGAGCUGCUGGCGGACGACACAUUGCCGGAGCAGGACCAGCUGGUACCGGACUUGGAGCUGGUGGUGGAUCACCUCUAGGUGGCGUAGGUAUGGCCCAUGGCGGCAUGGCAAUGCAUGGUGCUCCUGGUACCGGAUAUCUAGCGAGAGGUGUAGUAGGACCUGGACUGACGACUGUUAUGAGUGGUGGUGGCCAGGGUAUCGGACUGAGAGUGGGUGCUCCGGGUCUCGCUGGUAAUUUCCACGGCGUUAUCGGGAGUGGCACGUCAGGUGGUUCAUUUGCUGCGGGUGGUGGCAGCCACGUAGGAGGUGCCUCAGGAGCUGCUCUGCCAGGCCAUUUGGCUUCUGGCAGCAGUAAUCACGGCACCAGAUUCAUCACAGGUGGUCCAGGAACUUCUGGUUCUGCAUUUGGAGGCCGUGGGAGCCUACAUGUAGGUGGUCCACGCUUUGCAGUCAGUGCAGGCCAUGCAGGUGGCGCAGGCAGUGCGGGUUCCUCCACCGGUACUUAUGGCGAAAGUGCAGGAACAGGAUCAUCUGCGUCGAGUGGCUCGAGACUUGGGGCCGGCCUUGGAGCUGCUGGCGGACGACACAAUGUCGGAGCAGUUGCUGCGGGUGGUGGCCGUCGAGCAGAAGGUGCCCCAGGAGCUGCUCUGUCAGGUUAUUUGGCUUCUGCCAGCAAUACUUAUGGCACCAGAUUCUCUACAAGUAGUUUUGGAGCUUCAGGUGCUGCACUUGGAGGGGGCGGGAGUCUACUUGUAGGCCGUCCAGGCUUUUCAGUCAGUGCAGGCAGUGCUGGUGGCACAGUCAGUGCGGUUAACCAUGGCGGAGCUCAUGGCGGAGCCAAUGGAGGUAUUUUUGGCGGUUCUCUUAGAGGAGUUGCUGGUCGUGGAUCUUUGUCUGGUAUUUCAGAACCAUCUGGUUCCGGAGCUGGAUUUCAUCAUGGACCAGUCGUAGGUGGGGCUACUGGACCAUGGAGUGCAGGUCAUGCUGGCGUGGCAGGUGUUGCAGGCGGUGCAAGUACUGCCGGUGGUGCAAGCACCGCAGGUGGUGCAAGUGGUGCAAGUGCGGCAAGUGGUGCAAGUGCGGCAAGUGGUGCAAGUGCGGCAAGUGGUGCAAGUGCGGCAGGUGGUGCAAUUGCUGCAGCAAGUGGUGCAAUUGCUGCAGCAAGUGGUGCAAUUGCUGCAGCAGGUGGUGCAAGUGCUGCAGCAGGUGGUGCAAGUGCUGCAGGUGGUGCACAUGGCACAGGAUACAUUACAGGUGCUUAUGGCGGAAAUGCAGCAACAGGAACAGUUGCGUCAAGUGGAUUGAGUGGUGUUCGAGGAAUCACUGGAGGAUUCGGUGGCAUGUCUAGUGGCACAGUGCAUGGUAGUCGGCUCAUCGUUACUGGUAAUUCACGAACGGGUGUCACAGUUACUGGAGGUCAUACUGGUGGUGCUUUAACCUCAGGAACAACUGGUGGCAGCCUUGUAACUGGUGGUUCAGCGGGGUCAGGUGGUGCAGGUGGUGCAGGUGGUGCAAGUGGUGCAAGUGGUGCAGCAAAAGCUGCAACAAUGGCGCUGUCGUUGUCCGCCACCGUUGUCUGCAAGUGCUAUCGCACAAAGACAUAUUCACCGCUGGUAAUCAAGGGCAUAGAGAUGACAGCACGACACGCUAAAUUCAUCAGUUUUAUUUCCAGGAACCAAUAA